Messenger RNA from Lingula anatina, 2480 nucleotides. Its product is annotated as acid phosphatase type 7. NCBI's taxonomy places the organism in Eukaryota, Metazoa, Brachiopoda, Lingulata, Lingulida, Lingulidae. Gene Ontology annotation, molecular function: metal ion binding; acid phosphatase activity. The record is from RefSeq and is a predicted model, not a curated record.
CUUUGUUAUUUACACAGCCGAUGAAAACAAGAGAAGGAAGCUGAGAAGGUGGAGGGGUUAUGUAGUACCAAGUGAGGAGAAAAGAAAAUGUCAGGGAUGAAGCUGCUUUGUUGUUUAUUUUGCUUGGUGUUCUAUCCCGUAUUCUCUCAAUACUAUGGACAGCCAGAGCAAGUGCAUCUCUCUUAUGGUGUCACCCCACAACAGAUGAUAGUAACAUGGGUCACGAUGAGUGAAUCAAACAGUUCCAUUGUGGAAUAUGGACAGAAUGGCUUGGAUCAGGUGGCAUAUGGCACUGAGACUAAGUUUGUAGACAGUGGAGAAGAAAAAAGAGUAAUCUUUAUCCAUAGAGUAACUCUGAAUGACCUUAUUCCAGAAAAAAUGUACAAGUAUCACUGUGGAGGCAAGUUUGGUUGGAGUGGUAUUUACACAUUCACAGCCAUGAAAGACAGCACAGAGUGGAGUCCUAGACUUUUAGUGUAUGGAGACUUUGGCAAUGUGAACAGUCAGUCUAUGGCAAGAAUACAACAAGAAACUCAGAGAGGUCAUUUUGAUGCUGUUCUGCAUGUCGGUGACAUUGCUUACAACCUUGAUACAUCAAAUGGUCGUAUUGGAGAUGCUUUUAUGAGACAGAUAGAAACAGUGGCAGCCUAUGUACCCUAUAUGACAUGUCCAGGGAAUCACGAGGCUGCGUAUAACUUUUCCCACUACAAGUAUAGGUUUAAUAUGCCAGGUGAUGAACAGAAGAACAUGUAUUACAGUUUCAACAUGGGCCCAGCUCACAUCAUUUCCUUCAGCACUGAGUAUUACUAUGAGGUUUCCUAUGGCUGGUCACAGAUAUUCACACAGUACUUUUGGUUAGAGAAGGAUUUGCAGGAAGCCAACAAGCCAGAAAACAGAGCCAAAAGACCUUGGAUUAUUGUCUUUGGCCACAGACCCAUGUACUGUUCCAAUGCUGACGACCCUACCAUGUGUUCUAAUAUAGAUAACUAUGUACGAGUGGGUAUUCCACAUGUUCAUGCGUUCAGUUUAGAGGACCUGUUCUACAAGUAUGGGGUAGACCUGCACUUCUAUGGACAUGAGCAUUCAUAUGAAAGGAUGUGGCCUGUCUAUAACAGAAAGGUGUGCAAUGGCAGUAACGACGAGCCGUAUCACAACCCACCUGCCCCAGUACAUGUAGUGACUGGAUCUGCUGGUUGUGAUGAAGGAGAAGACCCCUUUAUCUCUAAUGGUCUUCCCUGGAGUGCAUUCCGGUCUGAUGACUAUGGCUACACAAGAAUGAACAUCAUCAACUCUACACAUCUCUAUUUGGAGCAGGUCUCUGAUGACAAGGAUGGUGCUGUAAUAGACAAGAUGCUGUUGAUCAAGGAGAAGCAUGGUAUGGGGACAUUUAACUGUCACUAAAUGGGAGGAUUGCUACAGGUGUGCAGUGACACAUAAAUGGUGCAUUCACAAUCUACUCAAACCACUCAUUCACACUGAUGAGACUUAUCAGACUUUUGUCGGAAUUUCGACUUUUUCAGGGUCAUUUGGGUCAUUCUUGUGAAUCAUGUUCCCUGGACCCCCGGCCAAUUUCCCUACUUUUUCGGUGAGGACUGAUCUUAUCUCUGCAUCCAUUGUCAGCACCCACUAGUCAAAAUUAUCUACAGACAGAGACUCGAGACUAGUAGAUAUCAGAGAGUUAGAAAUCAUGAUUUUGUAUUGUAGAAUGAAUAAGAGAAGAUGAUGUGUGAUGUAUUGUGGUUUAUUCUAAACUCAACAUUGAGUAGGAUGGGUUGAGCAUGUUUAAUACUACAAUUACUGUGAUUGAGCUUGACAUAAUUCUGUGCUAUUAACAGCUGUUUUAGACUUCCUUGUCUGAACUGUUUUACUGACAUGGAAAUUGAAUUUUUUUUUCAUUCUUAAAACUAUGUAUAUCAAAAUUGAUAUUUCUUAGCGAUCAUGCUUUUCAAAUAUCAUCUCCAGAAGGUAUUCAGGAUUUAAAUUUAAGUAUAGCUUAAGUGAAUUCCAUUUUUGAUAUCCAUCCAUUUUCAUUUUUAUAUUGUGACUGAAAAAGCACCUCUGCCAAGGCAGCUCAAGUUUUAUUAUUAUUUAUUUAAUGGAACAACAACAAAAUCUAAUUGAUUCCAAAUUAGCCCAUUUUUGACCUAUUCCAAAAAAAGAUAAGCUGUUAACUAACAAACUUACAAAGGCAGAAACAUGACAUCCUUGGCAGGGGUGAAUAUAAUUGUUUAUCAAACAUUAUGAUUGUUGUGCAAUGUUCGUCAUAUUUGUUCUUGAAUACAGAAAGGAAGAUUUACUUCUUAUGAAUGUUUUGUGACCAAGAUCUAUUUAUUGUCAUAAAAAUGAAAAUGUAAAAAUGAGAAAUGCAAAAAAAAUGAAUGCCAUAUCUUACCAUAUAUAUUUUGUUCUAGUCUUUGGUGUAUAAUUGUCUUACAAUAUUCGAUGUGGAUGUCAUAAUAAAAACGUUUUUCUUUUUAAAA